This is a messenger RNA of Pimephales promelas (fathead minnow), 1794 nucleotides long. It is a transcript of the gene il17rb, whose product is annotated as interleukin 17 receptor B. Gene Ontology annotation, molecular function: interleukin-17 receptor activity. The record is from RefSeq and is a predicted model, not a curated record. NCBI's taxonomy places the organism in Eukaryota, Metazoa, Chordata, Actinopteri, Cypriniformes, Leuciscidae.
ACAGAAGCUUUGUUUUCACACUGAGGAGGGCAUUCGCUGCAGAAACAUGUGGGUUUGAAGCAUUAUAAUAAGCUUAAUAAGCAUUUUUUUAAGCUUUCCAUGUGAAUUUAUAUAGUUGAAUUAAGGCUUUUUAACAAUUCGAAUUUUGGAUAAUCAUUGUUUAAGUCUGUUGAGAUGGAUCUGAACCUCAUGAGGGAAAUCGCUGCCUUUCUUUUAUUAAUCCAGUGGAAAACUUCUGACAGCGCUUCUCACAGCAUCGUUGCAACAUGUCAAAAACAGUCUGAUGAUUAUUAUGAAGAAUAUAUAUAUCGUGAAUCGAACCCUUCACCUCUACAUAAUCUGACUGCAGAACUGAGUGAAUCUCAAUCCUCCUUUACUAUAAGAUGGGCCAUUAAUGUGGACAGCACCAUUCGCAGUCUCACUGGCACACUGAUCAGAUGGACAGAGCCAGAUGAUUAUAGAAGAUAUACAAUUUAUAAAUGUGGAUACAAGCCUGAGUUCUCCUCUGAUCAGAUCAGCCUCGCUGGCCUACAACAGCUGUGGUUCAGUUUCUCUGUGCCAAAUGGAUCCGUUUGUCCUUCAAAGAAGUAUGACCUCUUGGCCUAUAACCUUCCCGAACCAAACCCUGGAACAGGCGACAAAUAUAUAGAGACUUUCAAAGCAGACUUCUCAGCUAAGAUCCAAUGGAACGCUCACAUUUCUUCAGUCCUUCAUGAUGAUAAGAUAACGGUGAGCUUCAGUGUGAGCUCUGUGGCGGACCGACACACCAUCCAACUGAAGAACACAAAAGAAACCCUAAAGACUGUUGAGAUAAAAGGGGGAUGCGAAGUAGAGAAAUGUCAAGUGGAAGUGGAAUACACGGGUCCCUGUGAAGACCUUACAAUAUUGUUAACAUCUCACUCUGAACACUGCAAGGAUGUAAAAGAAGUUCAGCAUAAAGUGAUCUGUACGAAUCAGUCUGGGUUGGCCAUUGCUGUCGGGUGCGUUCUGGCGCUUCUUUUCGUGCUUCUCUUCUGCGGCUGCAUCGCGUGUCAGGUGCUGCGGCGGCGGCGUGCCUCGAAGCGUGGCGUGUCCGCGCGAGUGUUGCUGGUGUAUCCCGCCGUGGACGGUGUGUUUCAGCGCGCUGUGAUGCUCCUGGCUCAAUCCCUGCAGAGGCGCGCUGGCGUAACCGUGGUCAUCGACGUGUGGGACCGAGCUAGCCUAGCGGAACAAGGCCCGCUCCGCUGGAUCAACACACAGGCCGAGCUCGCGGACCGAGUCCUCCUCAUCACACCGCCUCAGACCGACGACCUUAAAUCAAACCAAGUUCCCGGCGGGAGCGAUGACACGGUUUCGGCUUCGGCCAGCAGUCUCUUCGCCCUGACCCUUAACCUGCUGUCCAGCGCUGCCCAUGACCCGCUCGGCCGGGACAAGUUCUGGGUGGUCCACCUGCGGGCCGAGGACCAGAGCGAGCGACCCGAGCUGAGAGGAUUCAGGAGAUUCCUCCUGCCCCGAGACUCAGAGAAGCUCCAUCAGCAGCUGUGGAGAGGAGAGAUGUGCUCCUGCUUCUCCGUCAGGAAAGCCCUGGAGAAGAUGGAGAUCCACACGGACCUCCUAACCUGCGGCGAAGACCUCAGCCGGCACCAAACCACUCAUCUCCUGCCCUGAGACCUGCCUCUGUUCAUUUUGUUAACAUGAAGGAUUUAUAAAUGCUAAUGUUUAGGAGAGAAUCUUUUGAGAAUUUAUUUAUAUUUAUCAUUUAUUCAUUUAGCGACUUACAAUUGCUAUAAAUGUCAGAGGUCACACGCCUCUGGA